ACGACGCUCACGUAGUCCGGUGGUGGCAGCCUCUCCUGCCACCUCCCUGCAGACUCUCCGAUGCAGCGAACCAGCUGGGGAGGGGGCUUCCCCACGGUCCAAAAGGGUUCUAGCCUGUUCCUCUAACCCAAUGAUGGCUGUGGACAUAGAGUGCAGGUACAGCUGCAUGGCCCCUUCCUUGCGCAGAGAGAGGUUCGCCUUCAAGCCUUCGCCAAAGCCAAGCAAACCACUGAGGCCUUGCAUUCAGCUGAGUAGCAAGGAUGAAGCCGGCAGAAUGGUGGCCCCCACCGUGCAGGAGAAGAAGGUGAAAAAGCGGGUGUCCUUCGCAGACAACCAAGGGCUGGCCCUGACAAUGGUCAAAGUGUUCUCGGAAUUCGAUGACCCGUUAGAUAUUCCGUUUAACAUCACUGAGCUCCUAGACAACAUUGUGAGUCUGACGACAGCAGAGAGCGAGAGCUUUGUUCUGGAUUUUUCACAGCCUUCCGCAGAUUACUUAGACUUUAGAAAUCGGCUUCAGACCGACCACGUAUGCCUUGAAAACUGUGUGCUGAAAGACAGAGCGAUUGCUGGCACAGUGAAAGUGCAGAACCUGGCGUUUGAGAAGACGGUGAAAAUACGGAUGACAUUUGACACUUGGAAAAGCUUCACAGACUUUCCCUGUUGGUAUGUGAAGGACACCUACGCUGGUUCAGACAGGGACACGUUCUCCUUUGACAUUAGCUUACCUGAGAAAGUUCAGUCUUACGAGAGAAUAGAGUUUGCUGUGUGCUUUGAGUGCCGCGGACAGACUUACUGGGACAGCAACAAAGGCAAAAACUAUAGGAUCAUCCGGGCUGAACUGAAAUCCUCUCAGGGAACAGCCGAGCCACAGAACGGACCAGAUUUUGGAAUAUCCUUUGACCAGUUUGGAAGCCCUCGGUGUUCCUACGGUCUGUUUCCAGAGUGGCCUAGUUAUUUAGGAUACGAAAAGCUAGGGCCCUACUACUAGUGACUGUGCGUGACAGAGCGCGGCUGAGUGGGUCCUGGGAAGUCUAGCUGCAGUCACAGGCAGGCAGAGACGGAGCCAGAGAGCAGCUGAACUGCCAUUAGGCACAGUUUUUGAAAAUGAAAGGAUCCUACUCACUUUUUUCUGAAGCCAGCAAAACCCAGCCAGGGUUAGAUCUCACGGCUGGUUUCGCACGCCAGGGUAGAUGCAGGGUGCUGGUCUGCUCGGCACCUGCGGCAGCCUCGAGGGUCGGAGCAGGAGACCAGUGUGGGAAGGGCCUGGGCGGGAACCAGCCUUGCGGGCAGUGCUGGAGAAGCUGGAGGGCAGUGGCUUCGAAAUGAUGCAACCAGGAGCGUGAUCCGGCUGCCUGGAGGGGCCGCGCCUCCCUCCCCGUGAUGUGGAAAAUCAGUCACCUGAAAGUCACUCCGUGCUCAGUCGCCUCCCAUUGGACCCUUGCGGCUCAUCUUUGCGCGCUGUCUGCCCAGCCGGGUCGCCCCCCCCACCUCCCACCCCUUGCUGCUGCUGUUCCGGGUCUCCAUGUACUUCACGCUUUAUCUCUGUGCUCUUUUUUUUUUUUUUUUGCAUUUUAUUAUCGUCCACAGCUCAUCUGAUGCCGAGGAAGAGAUAAGCAAGGCAAAUUAGCCUGUGCCGAAGACAGCCAUUUCCUCUUUCUGACCCCACAGAGCGUCCAGCAGAGAACGAUGCCCCAGUUAGCAAAAGUAACUGGCUCCAGUGCUGGGUUACAGACUGUGACAGGCAGGACAGUCUGGGUGGGACACGGGUAGCAUGUCCGCUUGGCGUCUGGGGGAGCUUUCGAAGUACUCGCUCCUGAGUCACCAGACGGCUCCGUUAUAGGAUUUGUUUGAACUUGCUCGCUGGUUUGCAGGCACCCCAUUCUUCACAAAGGGAUUUGAGACUCUCCUUUCCUCGAGAGCCCUCCUUCCUGCCGUGUUCAGGACAUUGUGAUUUGCAGAUCCCAUCUAUCCUCAAAGCCUUCAGUGGGUGUUUGGUCUAACGCUGACCGUGAUCUGCGACACCCAGGCCUCUUUCCGAGCACGCAGGGACUGUGACCUGGGGCUUCUUAUUUAUGGAGUGCAAGUGCAUAAAGGGAUCAGGGAGAAAAACCUCACCAAGUUCUCACAUUUUAUUUUCCAUGUUUGGAGACUCUGAAAUAUGAGGUUACUUGUUCUUAACCAUAUUGGACUAAUGCAUUAAAAGUUGUCGGUU
This is a messenger RNA of Puma concolor (puma), 2212 nucleotides long. It is a transcript of the gene PPP1R3B, whose product is annotated as protein phosphatase 1 regulatory subunit 3B. Gene Ontology annotation, molecular function: protein phosphatase regulator activity; glycogen binding; protein phosphatase 1 binding. Lineage: Eukaryota; Metazoa; Chordata; Mammalia; Carnivora; Felidae. Gene Ontology annotation, cellular component: protein phosphatase type 1 complex. Gene Ontology annotation, biological process: regulation of glycogen catabolic process; regulation of glycogen biosynthetic process. The record is from RefSeq and is a predicted model, not a curated record.